This is a messenger RNA of Fusarium subglutinans, 1896 nucleotides long. RefSeq names its product NADH-ubiquinone oxidoreductase 40 kDa subunit mitochondrial. Gene Ontology annotation, molecular function: protein-containing complex binding; protein-lysine N-methyltransferase activity. The record is from RefSeq and is a predicted model, not a curated record. Bases 1 to 1896 code for a protein of 631 amino acids. The transcript has 14 exons. Gene Ontology annotation, cellular component: mitochondrion. Lineage: Eukaryota; Fungi; Ascomycota; Sordariomycetes; Hypocreales; Nectriaceae.
AUGGCUUCGCCUCUAUUUGCUGCCAGGGCGGCCCGCAAGGCUGCCUUCAAUGUCGCCGGCAAGCGAUACCUAUCCGAUAUUUCCAUUACUCGAACUGGCAAGCCUAUCAUGCGAGUUGAGGGAGGCCGCUCAUCCCUCGGAGGCCAUACUGUUACCGUAUUUGGCGCAACCGGCCAACUAGGACGAUACAUUGUCAACCGACUGGCCCGUCAGGGAUGCACUGUCGUUAUUCCCUACCGCGAGGAGAUGUCCAAGCGUCAUCUCAAGGUCACUGGAGAUCUCGGCCGUGUUGUCUUCAUUGAGCAUGACCUUCGAAACACCCCUUCGAUCGAGGCGAGCGUUCGACAUUCCGAUGCCGUUUUCAACUUGAUUGGCCGCGACUAUCCCACCAAGAACUUUUCUUUGGAGGAUGUGCACGUUGAGGGAACUGAGCGAAUUGUCGAGGCUGUUUGCAAGUACGAUGUCGACCGAUAUAUCCACGUUUCCUCCCACAGCGCCAACUCUCAGUCCGUCUCCGAGUUCUACCGAACAAAGGGUCGAGCUGAGGAGGUUGCUCGACAACUUUUCCCUGAGACAACUAUUGUCCGACCUGCGCCCAUCUUCGGCUUCGAGGACAACCUGCUUCUGAAGCUUGCUGGCGUCACCAACCUCUUCACUUCCAAUAACAUGCAGGAGAAGUUCUACCCCGUUCACUCCAUCGACGUUGGUGCUGCUCUUGAGAAGAUCUUCUAUGACGACACAACUGCUGGUCAGACUUUUGAGCUUUACGGACCCAAGAAGUACAGCAUGGAGGAGAUUUCCGUUAUGGUCGAUAAGGAAAUUUACAAGCAGCGACGACACAUCAACGUGCCCAAAGCCAUCCUUAAGCCUGUUGCUGAGAUCCUGAACAAGUUCCUCUGGUGGCACACUCUUUCAGCUGAUGAGGUUGAGCGAGAGUACUUGGACCAGGUCAUUGAUCCUGAGGCCAAGACCUUUAAGGAUCUUGGUAUUGAGCCUGGUGAUAUUAUCAACUUCACCUACCACUACCUGCAAGGAUUCCGAAGUCAGAACUUCUACGAUCUCCCCCCUGCGACAGAGAAGGAGAAGAGGGAAGAGAAGAAGUACAUCCAUGUCUUGGAUGAGUUGGCCCAGUUUACUGACUUUGGCUGGGCUGGUCUCUCCAGAAGCCUCUCGAGUCACGCCUUGGCCGCGCUGGCCGAGUUCCACGCCGAAAAGGACGCCCACGAAAAGACAUUUGAGAAGCUGAGGACCGGCGCCGCCCCGAGAGCUGGAGCCGGACUCGGCGUCGUCGAACCGGAGGACGAGGACCCUGUAGCGGAGGAUGCGGACGAUCAACCGCUGAGCAUGGCAGCCUUUACGGAGGAUUGGAACGAAUCGCAGUUUUGGUUCCUCGACGAAACAGCCUUUGCUCUGGCCGAUCAGCUCCUCGAUGGCGCAUCGUCAAGCUCGACUAUUGGUGUAGUCUCGACACCGAGUGUGUUCAUUGCGCUCAAGAACCGUCUUAGAUUCUGGCCUCUUGAAGACCGACCUAAGCUGGUCUUGUUCGAACAUGACCACCGUUUCAGCGUCUUUCCCGAGUUUGUCUUUUAUGACUUCCAGCGACCUCUCCAACUUCCAGCUCAUCUGAAGGGCAGCUUGGAUAGUGUUAUCAUUGACCCUCCAUUCUUCAGCAAUGACUGUCAGACUAAGUGCCGCUGGCUCGUCAAGCCAAAGUCGCCUCGUGUGAUUGUGUGCACGGGAGAACGAAUGGCUACCAUUGUUGACAAGCUCUACCGUUCUCUUGGAGUCUACGCGACAACCUUCGAGCCUGCUCACGCCGGUUUAAGUAACCAUUAUUACUGUUACGCCAAUUUCGAGAGUUCAACCUGGGACUGGCGAUCUGAUGAAUCAGCUUAG